This is a messenger RNA of Chanos chanos (milkfish), 774 nucleotides long. RefSeq names its product GTPase IMAP family member 4-like. The record is from RefSeq and is a predicted model, not a curated record. The transcript has 2 exons. The coding region runs from base 1 to 774 and encodes 257 amino acids. Lineage: Eukaryota; Metazoa; Chordata; Actinopteri; Gonorynchiformes; Chanidae. Gene Ontology annotation, molecular function: GTP binding.
AUGACUCACUCUGAUGAAGUUAAAAUCAUGCUCCUUGGAAAAGGAGGAGAUGGUAAAAGCAAUACUGGGAACACCAUUUUCAGAGAAAAAAUAUUUACUGUUGUAUCCUCAGCCAGCUCUACAUCAGCUGCAUGUGAGGUUGGAACAAAGAUUGUCAAUGGUAAAACACUCACUGUCAUUGACACACCUGGACUUUUUGGCUCUAAUCUUCCUGAUGACAGACUGAAACAAGUCAUACAGAAUCGUAUCACUGAGUCUAGCUCAGGAAUUCAUGCCUUCAUCAUUGUGCUUAGAGUGGGCACAUACACUGAUCAAGAAGCCAACAUUAUUGAGAAAGUUAUGGAGAUGUUUGGAAAGGAUAUUCUUCAGUUUACAGUUGUUCUUUUUACUCAUGGUGAUCAACUUGAUGAUGACCAGACCAUUGAGGAUUUUGUGGAAAAGAAUUCAGUCCUUAAGGAGCUUGUGAAGAAGUGUGGGGGUCGCUGUCAUGUUCUUGAUAAUAAGUACUGGAAUCAGAAGAAGGAGGGGUACAGGAGUAACAGAGUUCAGGUAGAGAGACUGCUGAACACCAUAGACAGGAUGGUGAGAGAGAAUGGAGGAGCAUGCUACAUAAAAGAUAUGUUGCCAACAGAGGAAGAAAGACAAGAGGAAAAAGAGAACUUCAGAAACAGAUUAGGACCACUAUUAAGGAGAACUGUGUUACCAGUUUUAAAAGGGUUGUGGGAUAUUCUUCAGUGGAUUUUGAGGUUGCUUUCUGGUAUAUGGAGGCCCUGA